AUGGCUGGGUUUGUUGACGGUAUUACAUAUUGUGGAUCAGUAAGCGAGAAGACCAUAAUGCAUUACAAAAGCUCUCAUACCAUACUUCUGGUUGGAGAAGGCGACUUCUCCUUCUCGGCAUGCUUGGCCAAGGCCUUUGGGUCUGCUGCCAACAUGGUUGCCACUUCCCUCGACUCUAAUGAGGUGUUGCUGCGUAAGUACAGUCGUGUGGCUGCCAACUUAGAAGCGUUGGGGCUGCUCGGUGGCACGGUGUUGCAUGAAGUGGAUGCGACAGCAAUGAGCCGACACUGCAGCCUUUGCUACAAGGAAUUUGAUCGUAUAAUAUUCAACUUCCCACAUGCAGGGUUUUCUUUCCCAGAAAGUGACGCUGUUCAAAUUAAACUCCACCAAGAUCUUGUGAGAGGAUUUCUUAGGGAAGCAAGGAAAUUGGUGAGUGAUAAAGGUGAAAUUCACAUAACCCACAAGAUCUCACAUCCUUAUUGUGAAUGGGAGAUUGAGAAAUUGGCAAAAAAGGAGGGGCUGCUUCUGAAGGAGACGGCAGAGUUUAGUCGGUGGGAUUAUCCAAAUUAUGAGAAUAAAAGAGGGGGAGGUGGCAAUAGCGACCACGCCUUCCCCGUCGGUGCAGUCGGUGCAUGCGCUACAUUCAAGUUUGUGAGGUACUAA
Molecule: messenger RNA, 663 nt
Organism: Cucurbita moschata (crookneck pumpkin)
Lineage: Eukaryota; Viridiplantae; Streptophyta; Magnoliopsida; Cucurbitales; Cucurbitaceae
Exons: 3
Coding region: 1-663 (220 amino acids)
Biological process (GO): rRNA base methylation
Cellular component (GO): cytoplasm
Molecular function (GO): rRNA (uridine-N3-)-methyltransferase activity
Source: RefSeq, a predicted model, not a curated record